Molecule: messenger RNA, 1335 nt
Organism: Anthonomus grandis grandis
Lineage: Eukaryota; Metazoa; Arthropoda; Insecta; Coleoptera; Curculionidae
Product: nucleoside diphosphate kinase homolog 5-like
Exons: 1
Coding region: 76-1038 (320 amino acids)
Biological process (GO): negative regulation of oxidative stress-induced intrinsic apoptotic signaling pathway
Source: RefSeq, a predicted model, not a curated record
UCAAUGUUAAACAAAAUUGUCAUAAGGCACUGUCAUAACUUUUUUUUUUGUAUUAUAUUAAACUUAUAAUAAAACAUGCAAAAAGACAGCCCAAAACUAAGGAUCUCUGCUCGGAUAUCCUCCAAAGACGACAUCGCUUACCUCACAGAGAGUUCGAUAAACACCAGCGCGCGAAACACUAACAGAAGUACCGACGGUGGUGCCUCUAGUGCCUUAACCGAUCGCAUGGACACGAUCCACUACCUUUCGCCGGCCAGUACCAUAGAUGCCGCCCGUACAGAACACGAGGGAGAUUUGGACUAUCAACAGUUUUACAUUAGUCCACUAUACCAUCAGGCCGGAGGACAUCUGGAUCACGUGGACGACGACGGUUUGCAAAGUCCAAUUAGCGGUACCACCACCAGUUCCAUAUCGUGCGAUGAAAACACUCUGCAACGCACAGUGGCUAUUAUUAAACCCGAAGCGAUGUACUACAAGGAUGUAACUUUAAGAGCCAUCAGAGCGGCGGGAUUAAAGAUUGUCCAUACGAGACACGUGCAUCUUACCCCAGAACAGGUGUCGGAAAUCUAUGAAAAAUAUUAUGGGACUCCACAGUUUCCUAAUUUAGUGUUAACUGGGAGUGUUGGACCUAUGUUAGUGCUUGCCUUACAGUCGGUUAAUGCGAUAGAAAAAUGGAAAUCUUUGAUAGGUCCUAUGGGCACUUUAAGGGAGGAAUGGUUUUUUCCUUACAGUGUAAAGACACGUUUCGGGUUGUUAAGCGAUAUGCCUAACAGUUUACAUGCCUCGGAGACCACUCACGAUGCUAAAAAGGAAAAUCGGUUUUUCUAUCCCAGGGAUAUACAAGAGCCUUUGCCAGCCGAUCCGGAGAAAGUGAGAGAUUAUAUUAAGACCUACGUGCAUUCGACGUUGCUUUGCGGUUUAGCCGAUGUGGUGAAGAAGAAACCCGUGGAUCCAAUAAUUCAUCUUGCCGAGUGGCUUUUGUUAAAUAAUCCUUACCAACCCAAUUAUCCUGGACGUAUUGCUGCGCUGCCCACUUAGUGAUACUAUUUUAUGUGUUAUUGAUAUUAUACAUGUCAUUCAAGGAACUUUAUUUCAUUUUAUUGGUUAACGAAAGAUAGGAAAAAAGACACUUAGGUAGUAGAGAGUCAAAGCUGAUUUGUAUUCAUAAAGAUUUAUGAACUCUCUGGAACCACUCUACUGAAAUAAAAAUCCAAAAAUGCUAUUGAUGUACAUGAUUAUAUAAAAAAGUGAACUCCAUCCUGUUACUUAAAGUAAAACCAGAGAAACUAUUAUACUUUAGCAGUAUUUUUAUUUAAUAUAUGUUUUUUAUCGUAA